This is a messenger RNA of Protobothrops mucrosquamatus (brown spotted pit viper), 701 nucleotides long. Its product is annotated as potassium channel subfamily K member 16-like. Gene Ontology annotation, biological process: stabilization of membrane potential; potassium ion transmembrane transport. The annotation marks the transcript as partial. The transcript is spliced from 5 exons. Gene Ontology annotation, molecular function: potassium ion leak channel activity. Gene Ontology annotation, cellular component: membrane. The record is from RefSeq and is a predicted model, not a curated record. NCBI's taxonomy places the organism in Eukaryota, Metazoa, Chordata, Lepidosauria, Squamata, Viperidae.
AGGCCACCAUGAUCUACAGCAGAUUACAGAGCUGUAUGUUAGCAGCUGGCUACCUUGCUUAUCUCCUGGUGGGUGCUCUCAUCUUCCAGGUUCUGGAAAAAGAUGCUGAGAGACUACAACAAGGCAUCACCUUUAAAAUGAAGGAGGACUUUCUGAAGAACUUCACUUCCCUCAGUGCAGCAGAGGUCAAUAUCAUUGUGGAGAAUCUGAUGGAAGCUGUUAGGAAGGGCAUAUAUCCAGCAGAAAAUGAAUUCUCUGAUGAACACAACAAUUGGGAUUUCAGCAAUUCUUUCUUCUUUGUGGGUUCUAUGUUAUCCACAAUAGGCUACGGAAACCUCUCUCCCAAAACGGCUGGUGGUCAGCUUUUCUGUGUCUUUUUUGCUCUCUUUGGAAUUCCUCUGAAUAUUGUCUUUUUGCAGCAUGUUGGCAAGAUGCUCUCCAUGGUCUGUGAACGGUUAGCUAAAUGGCUGUAUAGGAAAGGUGUAAAGAAGAAAACAGCAAGGGGCUUGACGCUUCUGUUCUUCCUGGUUAUGGGAAUAUUAGUGUUUCUUUGUGUGCCGUCGGUCAUCAUUCGAAAAAUAGAGGGCUGGUCCUAUAGUGAAGCCAUUUAUUUUACAUUUAUUACCCUGAGCACCAUUGGGUUUGGUGAUUAUAUGAUAGGGAGACAACAUGACAAAUUCUACUUCCGUGGCUAUCGGAUU